Messenger RNA from Boleophthalmus pectinirostris (great blue-spotted mudskipper), 1119 nucleotides. RefSeq names its product opiate receptor-like 1 (gene oprl1). Gene Ontology annotation, cellular component: neuron projection; membrane. Gene Ontology annotation, molecular function: neuropeptide binding; nociceptin receptor activity. Gene Ontology annotation, biological process: sensory perception of pain; neuropeptide signaling pathway. Lineage: Eukaryota; Metazoa; Chordata; Actinopteri; Gobiiformes; Gobiidae. The record is from RefSeq and is a predicted model, not a curated record. The coding region runs from base 1 to 1119 and encodes 372 amino acids. The transcript is spliced from 5 exons.
AUGGACUUCUCGGACGACUUCCUGUUGACGGAGCUGAGCCACCUGCAGCUGUACAACGACUCGCUCUUCCACAGCAACCUGAGCAGCCCCUACAACGAGACGGACAUGCUGCUGCCCACGAGCGUCAAGGUGACCAUCGUGGUGGUCUACAUGAUCGUCUGCGUCAUCGGCCUGGUCGGCAACUUCCUGGUUAUGUACGUCAUCAUCAGAUACACCAAGAUGAAGACAGCUACUAACAUCUACAUCUUUAACCUGGCACUGGCCGAUUCCCUGUUUCUGGCAACGCUCCCUUUCCAGGGCACAGACGUUUUCCUCGGAUUCUGGCCUUUCGGGAACACUCUGUGCAAAGCGGUGGUGUCCAUAGACUAUUACAACAUGUUCACCAGCACCUUCACCCUCACCGUGAUGAGCAUGGACCGCUACGUGGCCGUGUGUCACCCCGUCAAAGCCCUGGACAUGCGGACGCCACACAAGGCCAAGGUGGUGAACAUCUGCGUGUGGGUGCUGGCCUCGGCCUUUGGAGUUCCUGCCAUGGUUAUGGGCAACGUGGAGGUGGAGCACAACGGUGAGUAUGUGGAGUGCAUCGUGGUGACGCCUGAGCCGAGGAAUUACUGGGACACCGUAUUUGGGACCUGUGUCUUCAUGUUCUCCUUCCUCAUCCCUGUGGCCAUCAUCAGCAUCUGCUACAGCCUGAUGGUCAAACGGCUGCGCAGCGUCAGGAUCCUGUCAGGCUCCAAGGAGAAGGACCGUAACCUGCGGCGCAUCACGCGAAUGGUGCUGGUGGUGGUGGCGGCCUUCGUGGUGUGCUGGACCCCCGUCCAGAUCAUGGUCUUGGCUCAGUCGCUGGGCUUCAACCUGAGCAGCCACUUCACACUGGUGCUCAUGCACUUCUGCAUCGCUCUGGGCUACGUCAACAGCAGUCUGAAUCCAGUCCUGUACGCUUUCCUGGAUGAGAACUUCAAACGCUGCUUCAGGGAGUUUUGCCACCCCUCGCCCUUCCGCCUGGACACCCAGCAGUCUGGCCGCAUGAGGAGCAUCGCCCGGGAGGUGGCCAAUGCCUACAGCUGCAAAGGCGGAGACGGCGGCGGGCCUGGGGGAGGGACGCCUAAUCCCGCAUGA